Xylona heveae TC161 is the source of this 1847-nucleotide messenger RNA. RefSeq lists its product as hypothetical. Lineage: Eukaryota; Fungi; Ascomycota; Xylonomycetes; Xylonales; Xylonaceae. The record is from RefSeq and is a predicted model, not a curated record. The coding region runs from base 237 to 1508 and encodes 423 amino acids. The transcript is spliced from 2 exons.
CCAUGUCUUUGCUAACGUAAAUAAUGGCAGGGCUUAGCUUAAUCUUGUUCCUUUCUUUCUCUGCAUUUUGCUUUUUCUGUUUAGGCGCAAUGGUGUUCAAGUUGUCAAACAUUUUUAUGUAAAAGGGACCGUAUACUGACCUUUCCCCCAUAAACAGCUGUCAAGCGAAACAGGAUAUCCCUCGUAUCUCCUCUCAGAGUUCUGUAAACUCAAAGUCCAGGUCUCAAGCGGCCAGAAUGGAUAGCCGGACAUCAGAACAAUCCGUGGAUCAACCCAGCCAGGGAUCCUUUUUCCAGGGGUGCCAUUCAUGGGAGCAAAGGCCGUUCCAGUUUGGAUCCGUUUCUGCCGGAGAGAACUUUGACAUGACCCUGGAUCUUCGGCCCGUUGCCAGACAGAGCGCAGAGUUAUCCUACCCAAGUCAAACAAGGAUGGAUUCGGCCGUUCCUUCAAAUGAGAACCUUUGGAACCCUUUGUCUACCGGAAGUUCAGGCCGUGGUGGAACCAUUUCUACUUCCCGUUUGAACGGACAUUUCUUUCCCACUCAGGAUUCCAGCCGGAUACAGACAUUUUUCAAUGAGGCUUCUCAGGGUUUUAAUGCGCGAGAAGAUGACUUUGCUGUCCCAGAGAACACGGAUUGCUCAUAUGCACAGGUACGAGCGGAUGCUAGCGAGAAUGGGGAUUUCCCUAUGUUCGAGACUCCCUCUCAAGUCGGCCAAGACCCGCUGCGCCCUCUGUACAAUGUCAAUACCAUGUGGCCAUCCGCAUCUCUCUCCACUGCUUCAGAGACCGAGACUAUCUGUUCGCCGGUAUAUAACUACGAAGCUCCACUGUCAAAUUCGUACAGCGAGCUGCCAGGGCCGCUGAGCUUUUGGUCUCCUGGAGCACCGCAGUCGAUUGACACUCUCAGCAGUAUUAGCGAGGCUCCCUCAAUGAGCUCCCUGCAGCCAAGUGUUUCAAAUAUUGAUUCAGAGAAGCUGGCGUCACCAUUCUCGCCGCCUCAGGCUGACUUUGUCACCCCUGCCUUUGGCCAAGCGGCAGAUUUCUUAGCAAUACAGCCUAGUUCAAGGAGGUCGUCAUUCACACAUACCGGCGACGUUUCAAUCGAAGGAAGCGCGUUUGGCUCCCCUGGCCAGCCGUUGUUUGAAGACUUGAGUGAUCCUAAGCCCAUGCUCUCUCCCCGAGGAGUUCUUCAGCGCCAGCAAGCUGCUAGGCAGGUUAUCCAGUUUCCUCCAGUGGAGCACUGUUCUAACAUGUAUCCCACCAUCAGAAUCUCAAAAUCAGUGACCGGGAAGCCUCGGCCGGUCGUUUCGGCUGCACGGCACGUUGCUCGCUCCGUCCAGGAUAAUGUUUCGCGUCACGAGAGACAGGAGGAUAGCGAGAACGGUCCAGCUCGAGACAAUCCGCUAUAUCAAGCCGCGCCGCAGGCAGAUGGUCUUUAUCAUUGCCCUUUUGAGGGUCAAGAGGGAUGCGCUCACAAGCCUGCUAAAUUAAAGUGCAAUUAUGAGUAAUAAAUAUGUCGACUCCCACCUUCGGCCGUAUCGAUGCAAGGUUGUCGCUUGUUUGGAAUCUAGAUUUUCAUCGACUGCAUGUCUUUUGCGACAUGAAAGAGAAGCCCAUGGGAUGCACGGCCAUGGUGAAAAGCCUCACCUAUGCUCGUAUGAAGGAUGUGACCGCUCAGUUCCCGGAAACGGAUUUCCUCGUCGAUGGAAUUUGUAUGACCACAUGAAACGAGUGCACGAUUACAAAGGCCCUUCUUCAACCGGGAGCACCUCCCCUGCAGCGUCGCCAGUCAGCGGCCACGCAAGCAAUGUUCAACUUCAGGCCUCUCGCAAGCGGAAGGGCGCAUC